AUGAAGCCUUCUGCCUUCAUAGGGAGUACAGGCCUGAUCCGAGUAGAGAAUUGGAUUUGGGAGAUCGAGAAGAUCUUGGCUAUUCUAUGUUGCAUAGAUGAGCAGAAGGUGCUCUAUGCGACGUUCAAGUUGAUUGGAGAAGCCGAGAGAUGGUGGGAAUCGGUGAAGCUGCUCGAGACACAGAGAUUAAUGUCGGUGGCGAUGACAUGGGGCCAUUUCAGAGAGGUGUUCUUUGAGCGGUAUUUUCUAGCCACGGUCAGGAAUGCGAAGAUGGAGGAGUUUAUGAUCCCGACUCAGGGGCAGCUAACGAUACAACAAUAUGCUGUCAGAUUCAUAGAGCUGUCUUGCUUUGCUCCGUUUAUGGUACCAGAUAAGGCGAGAAAAACUUGGAAGUUUGAGAGGGGUCUGAAGAAGGAGAUUCGGAAGUAG
This is a messenger RNA of Malania oleifera, 429 nucleotides long. RefSeq lists its product as uncharacterized. Lineage: Eukaryota; Viridiplantae; Streptophyta; Magnoliopsida; Santalales; Ximeniaceae. The record is from RefSeq and is a predicted model, not a curated record. The transcript has a single exon. Bases 1 to 429 code for a protein of 142 amino acids.